Pyrgilauda ruficollis (rufous-necked snowfinch) is the source of this 1333-nucleotide messenger RNA. RefSeq names its product G protein subunit gamma transducin 2 (gene GNGT2). The transcript has 4 exons. Gene Ontology annotation, cellular component: heterotrimeric G-protein complex. The record is from RefSeq and is a predicted model, not a curated record. Lineage: Eukaryota; Metazoa; Chordata; Aves; Passeriformes; Passeridae. Gene Ontology annotation, molecular function: G-protein beta-subunit binding. Bases 173 to 382 code for a protein of 69 amino acids. Gene Ontology annotation, biological process: G protein-coupled receptor signaling pathway.
CUCUGCUCCUGCUCCACCCCCAGGCUCCUGAGUCCAUUAUCAGCUUAGGAGCAAAGACAUCUGCUGCCGGCAGAGCCCGGAGCCCGCAGCAGCCUCUCCUCUCCCCUCCAUGGGGCUCUGAGCGGCCCCAGCGCGCACAGGGGCCCCCCCGGCCCCCCAGUUCCAGGGCACAAUGGCUCAGGACAUGACCGAGAAGGAGCUGCUGAAGAUGGAGCUGGACCAGCUGAAGAAGGAGGUGAAGAACGAGAGGCAGAUGGUCUCCAAGACGGGCAAGGAGAUCAAGGAGUACAUCGAGUCCAUGGCGGGCGAGGACCCGCUGCUCAAGGGCGUGCCCGAGGACAAGAACCCCUUCAAGGAGAAGGGGGGCUGCACCGUCAGCUGACCCCCGUGCCCCCCAGGACUGCCGGCAGGCUCCUGCUCCCCAGAGCCGAACCCUAGCGCAGUGAAAGGGCAGCACGAGGAGGAGGAGAAGGAAAAAAAAAGCAUGAACAAAGCAAAAACAAAAAAAAAAAAAACCAAAAAACCCAAAAGCGCCACCCCCGCCGCAGCUGAGCUUUGGUUUCCCACGAGCAAAAAAAGCAAAAUUUCUGCAUUUUCAGCAGCCCGAGCUGUGGCUGCUCCCAGGGAUCCCAGCUUUGUCCUUUAUCCCAAAAAUCCCACAGAUUCUGCCCCGGGGAUUCCAGCUGGGACGGGCUGGCAAGGAGGGAGAAGCCAGCAGCACCUCCGCCAGCUCUGGCUUCCCCCUCUGGAAAAGCCCUGGAAAAUCAGCGUGGAGCCACCCCUGAGCACGCAGGGCUGCGCUCCCGCUGCUCCCUUUUGGCUUUUUGGGAUAAAUUUAUCAAUUUAAUCCCCUGCUUGACAGAGAAAACCGCGAGGCACAGCCAGCUCCCGAAUUCAGUGGGCUGCGUUUGCUGGUUGGAGCCGUUUUGCUUUUUUUUUUUUAUUUUUUGAAAACCCAUUCCCAGGAUUAUUUUCCGUUUAAUCGCGGGGGAAAACUCUCCCAAAACUGCCCCAAGACCAUCGACCCCAAAGGAGAAGCAGCAAUAAUUUGAAUUCCUGAGUCCCUCGCGGCGCUGUCCCCAGCCCUCUCCCACUCCUCCUCUUCUCCCAGCCCGGUUAAAUCCCAAGGAAAUCCCUCUGGAUCCCUCCUGGAGCGGUUUUCCUGCCUCAGGGAUCCCUGCUCGGCCUCUCCACGGAGCAAAGGCGCUCGGGACACCCUAAAAACGGGAGGAGAAGACAGAAAAAGUGGAUUUUCCUCAAGCAGGGAGUCCCCCUGCAGCCAGAACCCCGCUCCCGGCACUCCCUGGCUCCAAAACACCCCAAAACACCCCAA